UGUAUGAACGUUUAUCCACAACGGUUACGGGGAUAUAUGCUGGUACAUUCGAAAUAAAGAAGGGCCCAAACGCUCCUUCAUUCUCUGCGAGCAAAGAUUUGCGACAACCUCAAAUUGAUUCUCGAAGGGUGGUCAGAGCAGCACUCUCGGACAAAUCCGGAGAAGCGAAGCCGUUCCCGAUGGCCGCCUCCGCCCUCUCCCCUCCGGAGGUCCCCAUGGAACUCCACGCCCACAACCGCGACAAGCUCGUCCGAGCCCUCCGCGAUCACCUCGCCGCCUCCUCUCGCCCCACUCGUGGAUUCGUCCUGCUCCAGGGAGGAGAGGAGCAGACCAGAUACUGCACGGACCAUGCGGAGCUCUUUAGGCAAGAGAGUUAUUUUGCUUACUUGUUUGGAGUAAGAGAGCCAGGUUUUUUUGGUGCCAUUGAUGUUGCAUCUGGAAAGUCGUUUUUGUUUGUGCCAAGAUUGCCUGCUGAUUAUGCUGUUUGGCUGGGUGAGAUAAAACCACUAUCGUUCUUCAAGGAAAGAUACAUGGUUGACUUGGUCUUUUAUGUGGAUGAGUUGGUACUGGUGCUGCAUGAUCACUCCAAUGAGCCAGGAAAGCCCUUGCUUUUUCUCUUGUAUGGACUAAAUACAGACAGCAAUAACUUCUCCAAGCCUGCUGCAAUUGAGGACAUGAACAAAUUUGACACUGAUCUGAGCACACUGCAUCCUAUUUUGACUGAAUGUCGAGUUAUUAAAUCUAAGAUGGAACUUGACCUUAUUCAGUAUGCUAAUGAUGUAAGCUCAGAAGCACAUAUUGAGGUCAUGAGACGAAUCAGAUCUGGAAUGAAAGAAUAUCAGUUGGAAAGCAUCUUCCUGCAUCAUAUUUAUAUGUAUGGUGGCUGCAGGCAUUGCUCUUAUACAUGUAUAUGUGCUACUGGUGAAAACAGUGCUGUUCUCCACUAUGGUCAUGCAGCUGCACCAAACGAUAGGAUUCUAGAAGAGGGAGACAUGGCCUUGUUCGACAUGGGAGCUGAGUAUCACUUUUAUGGUUCUGAUAUAACCUGUUCAUUCCCUGUCAAUGGCAAAUUCACAAAGGAUCAGAUUGUGAUUUACAAUGCUGUCCUUGCUGCGCACAAUGCUGUUCUACAGUCAAUGCGACCUGGAGUUUGUUGGAUAGACAUGCACAAACUGGCUGAGAAAACCAUUCUCGAGUCACUAAAGAACGAAGGAAUAGUUAUUGGUGAUAUUGACAAGAUGAUGGAAAGAAGACUUGGCGCUGUUUUUAUGCCUCAUGGACUUGGACACUUCCUUGGGAUUGACACUCAUGAUCCAGGGGGCUAUGCACAGGGAUUGGAGAGACCGAAAGAACCUGGGUUGAAGGCCUUACGAACAAUAAGAGAACUGAAAGAAAGCAUGGUGAUAACAGUGGAACCAGGAUGCUACUUCAUUGAUGCCAUGCUAGUUCCUGCAAUGGAAGAUGCAGUUACAUCAAAGUUCUUAAAUAAAAAAGAAAUAGAGAAGUACAAAAAAUUUGGUGGAGUUCGAAUCGAAAGUGAUGUGGUGGUCACAGCUGAUGGCUGCAAGAAUCUUACAAACUGCCCUCGAGAAACAUGGGAAAUCGAAGCUGUGAUGGCAGGUGCACCAUGGCCACUGGAUCAUGCUCGCUUCAAGAGUCAGAAUGGCUCCUCCGGUGCCUAAAACUAAACCUCGCACUUGCUGCAGUUUGCUGCCGAAUCUCUUUCUAUCAAAUUUGUCCGACUGUAUCAGUUCAAGAUGCAAUGUACUGAAAUAAAGCAACCUGUAUUCAAGGCUUAUGUUUAUCUCAUCGAGCCUCCAAAUUGAUAGUUUACACACAUUGGAAAAUCCUGGUCAUGUGAAGCAGCCAUCUCGUCUUAAUAUGAUCAACAUGGGGACCUAUCAAAGUGGGCCUACAGAGAAUGUGAUCCUUUCUGUGGAUUGAUCUCAGAACCUGAUCAUGAACCGUCGCCUCGUCCUAUCCCCCUUUCUUGCGUUUUUAGUACUGCCCACGCCGGCGUCGAGAAGCUUCGAGACCAAGCAAAAGGGUUCGUUCCGAUCAAUCGGCCAUGGCGAGCGUCUCACUCGAAGCCCUCCUCCUCUGGGUCGCCAUCCUCGCCGGGAUAUCCCUCACCCGCCUCCCCUACGAGGAACUCCCCGGAUCCGGCGGCGGCCUCGUCCCCUCCGUCCUCUUCCGGGACCAGCCGGCGGCCUUCUACGCCUUCGUCCUCGCCCUCGUCCUCUCCGCCUCCGCGGCCGCCAGCGCCAUCAUGCACCGCCGUGGCUUCCCCGGAUACGCCAGGCUUUGCCGCCGCGUCGCGUCUGCGUCCAUGGUGGCCGCGUCGGGCGCCCUCCUGUACGUCUCGUCGCGCUCUGCGUGGAUUCUGUGGCAAUCGGACACGGCGGCGCGCGUCGCCACUAAUUGACCAAUACGGUGAUCCUCACAAGCCCAGGCCUGCUUUGCUUCUUACAGCUGUGUCAUGUUGUUGUUGUUGUUGUUGUUGUUGUUGUGUCUCUGUGUGUAUACAUACAAUACAGUCAAUACAGUGUGUUGUUUCAAGAUUUGUUUACCUUAACAACUUGCUUGCUAGCUAGCUACACCUUUGCCCGUAGAUUUCUGGAUCAUAUGUAACAAAGUCAUUGCUUUUCCUUUCUUACUUGCCUAACAGUGUAUGCCAUAUGUACUCUUUUAAGUUUAUGCAAUACAUGGUUACGGUUUUCAUGUCAA
Molecule: messenger RNA, 2727 nt
Organism: Musa acuminata AAA Group (dessert banana)
Lineage: Eukaryota; Viridiplantae; Streptophyta; Magnoliopsida; Zingiberales; Musaceae
Exons: 18
Coding region: 180-1682 (500 amino acids)
Molecular function (GO): manganese ion binding; metalloaminopeptidase activity
Source: RefSeq, a predicted model, not a curated record